AUGCGACACUCUCGCGUAGCGGACGACCCCUCAGAAGCCGUUUCGCAACCACAUGUAACACUUGACCUACGGCAGCAAGCGCAUGCCGAUAAUGAUAGAUUUGGUUCGCACAUUGAGGCAGCCCAGGCAAGGAAAUUCAUCCCACCACAUCUGGGCAACCCUGGUUUUUUUAUUCUCUCCUCUGCUGGCGGCCUAAUUGCCAAUCAAAAGAGCUCGCUUUUUCCAUGUGCCUUCUGUCCUGUGUUUCCGUAUUCAAUUCAUUGCAAAAAUACAACUUUGGGUGAUCCAUGA
Molecule: messenger RNA, 291 nt
Organism: Protopolystoma xenopodis
Lineage: Eukaryota; Metazoa; Platyhelminthes; Monogenea; Polystomatidea; Polystomatidae
Source: the annotation of a GenBank genome assembly